This is a messenger RNA of [Torrubiella] hemipterigena, 1011 nucleotides long. The record is from the annotation of a GenBank genome assembly. NCBI's taxonomy places the organism in Eukaryota, Fungi, Ascomycota, Sordariomycetes, Hypocreales, Clavicipitaceae.
AUGUUAAAUCUAAACGUUAAAUACUGCCCAAAAGACAUGGAUCGAGACAAUUGUAUCGAGCAGCUUAUAACUACAUUUAAUGAACUCAACAGCAACAUAAUAGACGAACUCGAAGAGGAGCCAAGCCCAUUAGAGUUUAUGCGCUAUGUUGCGCGCAAUGUCCCGUUUGUUGUUCGUGGCGCAUGUUCGUCUUGGAAAGCUGUCCAAAAUUGGAGCCCCGAAUAUCUAAAGACGGCUAUGCAGGAUCAAAAUGUUAACGUUGCCGUAACACCAUAUGGAAACGCCGAUUCUCCAACUCUCAUGCCAGAAAUUGGGGAUCUAGUGUUGGCAAAGCCCCAUGAAGAGCAACAGUCAUUCUCAGAAUUCAUAGACUAUGUUAUGAGCCAAGAAAGGGAUGCGGAUGAUCCAAAGUAUAGCGAGGUCCGCUAUGCACAAACUCAAAAUGAUAAUUUCAGAGACGAAUAUGCUUCGCUACUCCCGGAUGCACAAAACGAUAUUCCAUUUGCUAGGAUUGCACUUGAAAAGAAGCCAGAGGCUAUCAACAUGUGGAUUGGCAACUCCAAAUCAGUUACGGCGACACAUAAGGACAAUUUUGAAAACAUAUUUGUCCAAGUUCGGGGGAAAAAGCACUUUACAUUACUCCCACCACUUUGUUUGCCCUGUAUGAAUGAGCGGAAUAUACCAGGGGCGACAUAUACACGACUUGGCGACGACUUGGUACUAACCCUAGACAACCCUCGUGCAGAUGUUCCCUUUGUGACCUGGGAUUUUGGUUCGAAAGAACACUCUACCAGGUUCUCGGACCUGGCGCAGCCUAUGCGCGUAACUUUAGAGGCUGGUGAUUUGCUCUAUCUUCCUGCCAUGUGGUAUCAUAAAGUAACGCUCUCAACUGCUAAUGAUCACCCAGAUGGACUUGUCGUAUCGCUAAACUACUGGUUCGACAUGGAGUUUUCGGGGACGCUCUAUCCAUUAACAUCAUUUCUUCGCCAAACUUGUCUAGAUACAGUAUAA